Messenger RNA from Knipowitschia caucasica, 219 nucleotides. The record is from the annotation of a GenBank genome assembly. NCBI's taxonomy places the organism in Eukaryota, Metazoa, Chordata, Actinopteri, Gobiiformes, Gobiidae.
AUGCCACGCUUGUUUUAUCCGCAGGUGGUUGUUGUUGGUGCACAAAGGAGGCCUUGUGCAGUGGACGUGCUUGGUGCCACUGGGAAGUUAAAGGCGGAGAGAAUUAGGAAGGGGCAGGAACAGGGCUCCAAACUACAAGAGGACAGAAGAGGAGAGAGAGCGCGGCGGGAGGGAGGGGUUGUCGGGCCGAGCGGCAGCCAGACAGGUUGGUGUUGGUGA